Messenger RNA from Magallana angulata, 734 nucleotides. RefSeq lists its product as uncharacterized. Bases 49 to 471 code for a protein of 140 amino acids. The record is from RefSeq and is a predicted model, not a curated record. The transcript is spliced from 2 exons. NCBI's taxonomy places the organism in Eukaryota, Metazoa, Mollusca, Bivalvia, Ostreida, Ostreidae.
GAUAUAAAUAAGUCGUAAAACAUCUAAAUUAGUUAUGAAAAUCUCACCAUGGCUGAAUUACGAAUAGCUCCUUCCGACAUUUAUUAUAGUCAGUCCUCAAUCUCCAAUUGUUUCAGUGAAGCAUCCGAGCAUACAGAAAACUCUAUUGGAGACACAGUUGACGGGAUACUACUCAAGCGAUAUCGAAUUGAUGAUAUCCCCAAAAUAAGUGUGGUUAGGAAAGGGGAUGUGUGGGUGACGGCGGACAAUAGAAGACUGUGGGUAUUUAAGACACUGGAAUCAUUAGGACAAUGUGCUAGGAUUUCCGUGAUCAUUAAAAAACGUAUCAGCAAUAAAAAGAGUGUGGUUCAAAGAGACAUCAAAGUCAGAGGGGAUCCAGGGGGUAUCUUUUACAAAUUAAAGACACAACAUCAAAUGAAUUUUCACGACGUCCUUCUUGCAAUGUCGAGGAUAUGUUUGGAUACGAAAUGAAUUUUAUAUCAACAUAUAAUAGGCAUUGACAUAAAAAGACAAUGGGAAAAUUAGAUUUAUAAAAAUUACUAUGGGGUGAAAUUAUUAUUUGUAUUCGAUAUAAGCAAACUUUGUUACAUGUAUAUUUAAUUUCCAUUAUAUACGUAUUUUCAAAUGAAAAUAGUAUGAUCUUCAUUCCUACUGCAAUGUACAGUAUAUUGUUCAAAAUGGUUUUUUUUUUUAAAAAUAAAAUCAGAAUAGAUCUACAUAGCAUUACUUAAAUC